Melozone crissalis (California towhee) is the source of this 419-nucleotide messenger RNA. RefSeq names its product cilia and flagella associated protein 144 (gene CFAP144). The coding region runs from base 1 to 405 and encodes 134 amino acids. Gene Ontology annotation, cellular component: ciliary base. The transcript is spliced from 4 exons. Lineage: Eukaryota; Metazoa; Chordata; Aves; Passeriformes; Passerellidae. The record is from RefSeq and is a predicted model, not a curated record.
AUGGCCGCUCGCCGCGGAGAGCGGGACCCGCCGGACGCGCGGCAGAACCUCCUCCGGGCAGAGCGGGCCAAGAAGGAGCGCCGUUGGCAGCUGCUCUUCACCCAGUACACUGUGAACCCCGUCCAUCCUGUCCACAUGGUCUCUAGGAAGCCAAUGUCUUGGCACGAGAACAUACAGGAGCCCAUAGAUGAUGAAUUCCUGAAACUUCUUCACCGUGCAGCAGAGGUGCCAAGAGAGAAAUACUCAGAGCCACAAACUGAAAGCCAAGUAAUUGGCUGGAAUACAAAACCUUUGGUUCCUUUUGACCGCAGUGAUACCAGAUUCUACUUCCCACGCCAGACAACUGAAAUUACCAUCCUUGGCUACCCUGCACCACGGGGACAGAUGCCUAAAGGCCAGGAGUAAAGCCAAAGAUAGAU